Messenger RNA from Olea europaea var. sylvestris, 518 nucleotides. Its product is annotated as protein transport protein Sec61 subunit gamma. Gene Ontology annotation, biological process: protein targeting; post-translational protein targeting to membrane, translocation. Gene Ontology annotation, cellular component: membrane; Ssh1 translocon complex. NCBI's taxonomy places the organism in Eukaryota, Viridiplantae, Streptophyta, Magnoliopsida, Lamiales, Oleaceae. Gene Ontology annotation, molecular function: transmembrane protein transporter activity. The transcript has 3 exons. The record is from RefSeq and is a predicted model, not a curated record. The coding region runs from base 63 to 272 and encodes 69 amino acids.
ACCAAAUCAAUCCUCUCUCUCUCUCUCUCUCUCUCUCUCUAAUAGUAGGUAAAUCAAUAAGAAUGGACGCAUUGGAUUCAGUUUUCGAUCCAUUGAGAGAAUUCUCAAAGGACAGCAUUCGUCUCGUCAAGAGAUGCCACAAGCCCGAUCGCAAAGAAUUCACCAAGGUGGCGACUCGUACUGCGAUAGGUUUCGUGGUGAUGGGAUUCGUAGGUUUCUUUGUCAAACUGAUAUUCAUCCCUAUUAACAACAUCAUCGUCGGAUCUGGUUAAACUCCUAGAGGUGAGGUAGAAUUCUGAAGCAACUAAUUACCAUGCAAAGAAAGUCCUGGAAAAUAUAGAGUAGAAAAAAUUGUGCUCUAUCGGAACCCCAAAAUGAAAAUCACAUGAAUUCCUUUUGGUUUCAUUACCGUAUCAUGUUGAACAUGUAUUUUCAAAUUAUUCUGCAUCAGUUGAUUUUUGACAAACUUCAAUUGCUGAGAUUGAUUAUUUGUACAAGUAUGGCGGCAUUCGUUAUCC